Molecule: messenger RNA, 336 nt
Organism: Echinostoma caproni
Lineage: Eukaryota; Metazoa; Platyhelminthes; Trematoda; Plagiorchiida; Echinostomatidae
Source: the annotation of a GenBank genome assembly
AUGGAUUUAGAUGACAUAUUCACGGCGAAUCCGAAGAAAUGCGAACCGAAUUACUUUUAUGUUCUCGGCGUGAGCCCGAGCUCGACGGUUGACCAAAUUGAUGCAGAGUUUCGAGUUAAGGCUCGAGAGUUGCACCCUGACAAAAAUUUACAUGAAGAUACUAUCACAGAGAUACAGUUUCAGCUUUUAAAUCGUGCACGAGAAGUUCUCACAGAUCCAAUUUUAAGCAAGCAGUACGGAUGUUGGCUUGAUGCUGGAAUCGGCAUUCCAUUUGAAAAAUGGCUGCUUAUGAAAAAUCAGUUCCAAACUGUAGGUCUCUGUUUUCUCUUUGACUAA